AUGAGUGGAGAUUUUGUGUCAAUGUUUCACCUUGAAACAAAGAGAUUGUUAUGGCUUAUUGGUAUAACUUUUUCAGUGAUCUUAGCUUUUCAGUAUCUUGAACUUCCAUAUGGCAGUGUUGUUCUCUCUCUAUUCUCUUCUGAUAAAGUACCAACAUCAGAAAAUACCAACAAGACUAUUGUUAACAAUGUCACAGUUUUCAAUCAGGAAAAUUCUACUCAUGAGCUUGGUUUUGUCUUGGAACCAGAAUGGCCACAAAACAAAUCUCAAGGAUUCGAUGAUUCUACGACAAAUGUGAGUCCAAAUAUAACAACUGCAGUGUUAUCAACUGAUGAUAACAUGUUACUAUCUCAGAAAGAGAAUGUGACUAAUUCUAUAAAGAAUGAGAGUUUUAGGCCAUCACCACCAGAAACUGGUGGCGAUGUACAAAGCAAAAGAUCUCCUGUCAGCACUGUGCCUAAGGAGAAACAAGAAUUUCAUACACCUGUUCCAGAAGUCACAACAGUUUCUGAAAUGAACAAGUUAUUGAUUCAAAGCCACGCGUCGUAUCGAUCAAUGAAACCAAGGUGGUUUUCAAGUGUUGAUCAAGAGUUACUGCAGGCAAGAUCAGAGAUUGAAAAUGCACCAAUUGUAAAGAAUGAUCCCAAACUUUAUGGUCCAAUUUAUCAUAAUGUUUCCAUGUUCAAGAGGAGCUAUGAAUUAAUGGAAGAGAGACUCAAAGUGUAUGUAUACAGAGAAGGAGCUAGACCUAUACUGCAUUCACCAUUUCUCACAGGAAUCUAUGCUUCUGAAGGGUGGUUCAUGAAGCUGAUGGAAGCUAAUAAAAGAUUUGUAACAAAGAAUCCAAAGAAGGCUCACCUGUUUUACUUGCCUUUCAGUUCUAGGAUGCUAGAGGAAGCUUUGUAUGUAAAGGAUUCACAUAGCCACAAGAAUCUGAUUCAAUAUCUACACGAUUACGUUGACCUGAUAGCGGCGAGACAUUCUUUCUGGAAUAGAACUGGAGGUGCUGACCAUUUUCUCGUCGGUUGCCAUGAUUGGGCCCCAUCAGAAACAAAGUUGCGCUUGGCGACCUGCAUAAGAGCCCUCUGUAAUGCCGAUGUAAAAGAAGGUUUUUUCUUCGGAAAAGACGCGUCUCUUCCAGAAACAUACGUCCGAAACGCUCAAAACCCAACACGGGAUCUCGGAGGUAACACAUUUUCAAAGAAGACAACACUAGCCUUUUUCGCAGGGAGCAUGCACGGUUACGUCAGGCCAAUUCUGCUAAAGCACUGGGAAAACAAAGAUCCAGACAUGAAAAUCUUUGGAAAGUUGCCAAAAUCUAAAGGAAACAGUAACUACAUUCAGUACAUGAAGAGUAGCAAGUACUGUAUUUGUGCAAGAGGGUAUGAAGUGAAUAGUCCAAGAGUUGUGGAAGCUAUAUUCUAUGAAUGUGUUCCAGUUAUCAUAUCUGAUAAUUUUGUGCCACCCUUUUUUGAGGUUUUGGAUUGGGAGUCAUUUACUGUUGUGGUUUUGGAGAAGGAUAUUCCGAAUUUGAAAAAUAUACUGGUUUCAAUUCCAGAAAAGAGGUAUCUUAGAUUGCUUAUGAGGGUGAAAAAGGUACAGAAGCAUUUCUUGUGGCACAAGAAUCCUGUCAAGUAUGAUAUAUUUCAUAUGAUCCUUCAUUCUAUUUGGUACAAUAGAGUCUUCUCUGCCAUUAGCUAG
Molecule: messenger RNA, 1701 nt
Organism: Lathyrus sativus (Indian pea)
Lineage: Eukaryota; Viridiplantae; Streptophyta; Magnoliopsida; Fabales; Fabaceae
Source: the annotation of a GenBank genome assembly